CUGAUGGCCUCCUCUUCAUCCGACGCUGUAUCCCUAACCGACGUCGACGUAUGGCUCGCCGUCGCCGGCGCCUCCGUCCGAAUCCCUCCACCCAACUCCGCUGUCUACUACUUUCCCCAGGGCCACCUCGAGCAGCACGGCCUCGCCGCCGCCGCCGCCUCGCAAAAUCCCGUGGUCGCCCCCGGCCGCCCGUUCAUCCCCUGCCGGGUCCUCUCCUUCGGUCUGCUCUACCACCCCCUCACGGAGCAGCCCCUCGCCAGGAUCCUCCUCCAGCCGACUUCGGCUGGCUCCGCCUGGCGGCCCAAAUCGAGCGGCGAAGCCACCCCCGCCUCCGGCGCCGUAGGCGGGAACGCCAUCGCUUCGUACGCGAAGGUCCUGAGCCCCUCCGACGCGAACAAUGGCGGCGGGUUCUCCAUCCCGAGAUCCUGCGCGGAAAGGGUCUUCCCGCGUCUGGAAUCCGAGGGCGACCGGCCAGCUCAGAACCUCCGGAUGAGGGACGCGGCCGGAAUUUUGUGGGGGUUCCGGCACAUCUACCGGGGGACCCCACGCCGGCACCUUCUCACCACCGGUUGGAGCAUGUUCGUCAACACCAAGCGCCUAGUCGCCGGCGACUCCGUUGUCUUUGUGAGGAGGACGGCGGCCGGUGGCCGCACGGAGCUGUUCGUCAGGAUCCGGAGGGCCGCCGCCGGCUCGUGGGAAUCCGAGGAAAGAUCUGUUAGCAGCGCGCUGGCAGAGAUGGGGAAGGCGGCCAGAGGAUUGCAGUUCGAGGUCGUGUACAGUCCUAAGAUUGGGUUGCCGGAUUUCGUGGUGGAGGCAGGGAGAGUCGAGGCGGCGUGGUGGGUUGGGUGGCGGCCGGGAAUCCGUGUGAGGAUGGAUGUGGAGACGGUGGACUCAACUCAGAUGGUCUCGUCUGUGGGGACAGUUAUGACAGCUGUCGUGCCGGAAAACGGGCCCUGGCGAGGUUCUCCCUGGCGUAUGCUUCAGGUGGCUUGGGACGAACAAGAAAUAGCAGCGAAAACCGAGAAAGUGAGCCCAUGGGAAGUCGAGAACAUUAUUCCCCCGAACCCACACUUCUUCCCACCAGAAUUCCCUUCGGCUAAGAAGCUCAAAGCCUACGGGCCAGAUGCAAAUUCAAUAGAAGCGUGUGAUCGUUAUUAUCCCAACAGAACAUUCACCCAACUUCUCAUCGACUGCACAGAGCCUCCUCGUACAGAAAUCGACCUAAAGUUACUUAAUCAACAUUCGGGAAGUUCUUCAACAACAGCUCGGGGGAGCUCGUUUCGGUUGUUUGGUAAGACCAUUCAAAUAUCCCACCCUCAUGAAGGGGGCUCGGAAAGCAAUGUUGUAAGCUGCACGGAUUGCGAAACGAAACAGAGUUGA
Striga asiatica is the source of this 1380-nucleotide messenger RNA. The record is from the annotation of a GenBank genome assembly. NCBI's taxonomy places the organism in Eukaryota, Viridiplantae, Streptophyta, Magnoliopsida, Lamiales, Orobanchaceae.